Molecule: messenger RNA, 816 nt
Organism: Lithohypha guttulata
Lineage: Eukaryota; Fungi; Ascomycota; Eurotiomycetes; Chaetothyriales; Trichomeriaceae
Exons: 2
Coding region: 1-816 (271 amino acids)
Molecular function (GO): monooxygenase activity; calcium ion binding
Source: RefSeq, a predicted model, not a curated record
AUGGCACCGGCACACAUCCAAGUCCAAAAAGUCCAGGUUAACCAUGACCAUCACUCUACCGAAGAGGAAGACCCUCCAUUCGCAACCUAUAUCUCCGAAUACCCAACAACACAACAACGUAAACCCUACUACCCACCAACAAACUCCCGCUACCACGACCUAGGCACUGCCCGAGUAAACAUCGCACCAGACGCCGACCAUCCUAACGGCACAACAGAAAACAACUACGCCGCCAAAAACUCACACCGCACCGUUCUCCAACAACACUGCGACUAUUGGGACACCGACCACGACAACAUCAUCUGGCCACAAGACACCUACCUCGGAUGCCGACGUUUCGGAUGGUCGCCGCCCCUAGCCCUGAUCGCAACCCUUCUGAUAAAUGGAAACCUGAGCUACCCGACCUGUCCUGGAUUCCUGCCUGACCCGUUCUUCAGAAUCUAUCUAGACAAGAUCCACAAGGACAAGCAUGGGAGCGACAGUAUGACGUAUGACAAUGAGGGGAGGUUCAAGCCGCAGAAUUUUGAGGAUAUAUUUAGCAAGUAUGAUCGGGGGAAUAAAGGUGGGUUGACAGUUGGUGAUUUGUUGCACUUCCAUAUGGGGCAGAGGAUGGUUUUUGAUUUCUUUGGUUGGAGCGCAACGUUUCUGGAAUGGCUAGCUACAUAUCUUGUGAUAUGGCCUGAGGAUGGCAUAAUGCGCAAAGAGGACGUCAGGGCCGUCUUUGAUGGCAGUAUCUUUUAUAGAAAGGCGGAAGAGACAAAGGCACGGAAACGUCAGACGGGCUGGCCGAAGGUGAUCGGAGUGAAGUGGGACUAG